AUGCAAGGAACAUUUUUUAGGGGUACAACUCAUAAUUAGGAUGCUAGAUUUAGUGAUAAAGAAAAGAAGCUAAUGCAAACUAUGAGUUUUGAUGAAAUCCUUGAUAAAAGAGUGGAUUUAAAAAAUGUAGAUUUAGAAAUUUUAGAGCCAUGGGUUGACUAAUAAGUAACUAAAAUUUUAGGCAUGGAAGAUGAAGUUAUUCCAGCAAUGAUUAUAAAUGAGCUUGAUUCAUAUAAAAAAGAUGAUAAAUCUCCAAAUGGAAAAUUAAUUUAAAUCAGAGUAACUGGUUUUUUGGAAAGAGAUACAAAAAAAUUUAUGGCGGAUUUAUGGAAAUUACUUAUAGAGGCACAAAAUUCGCCUCAUGGAAUUCCUACUUCUCUUAUUGAUUCUAAGAAAUUGGAGCUAAAAGAGAAAGAAGAGUAAUUUAAAAAGAGUUAAGAGUAAUUAAUGAAGUUAGAAGAAGCUAGAAAAAAAUUAGAGUAAGAUGAAAAAAAGUUAAAGGAGCUGAAUAGAUUAUUCACUGAUAAAUCUUCAUCUGUCGAAAGAAAACCUAAUAAUUAAUAGCAACUAUAAUAAGAACAAUAAAAUAAAGAUCAAAUUAAAGAUAAUAAGAGUAAUGAUAAAAGACAUAGGGAAUCUUUAAAAAAAUUCGAAGAAGAUGAGUUCUUAGACAAAAAAGAGAAAAAGGAAGUUGAGAAAAAGAAAAACAGUAGACGUUCAUCAAGUAGUUCAAGGUCACGUAGUAAAAAGGAUCAUAAAAGAAAAGAAUAGUCACAUAAAAGUAGAAAACAUAGAGAUAGUAGCAGUAGUGAUUAGGAGAACAAAUAUAAAGAGAAGAGCUAUAGAGAUAAUAAGCAUAAAUCUAGUAAAAAUAAAAGGGAUAGAAGUAGAAGUUGA
This is a messenger RNA of Tetrahymena thermophila SB210, 897 nucleotides long. Its product is annotated as PWI domain protein. Gene Ontology annotation, molecular function: RNA binding. Gene Ontology annotation, biological process: regulation of mRNA splicing, via spliceosome; mRNA processing. The transcript is spliced from 3 exons. The record is from RefSeq and is a predicted model, not a curated record. NCBI's taxonomy places the organism in Eukaryota, Ciliophora, Oligohymenophorea, Hymenostomatida, Tetrahymenidae. Gene Ontology annotation, cellular component: spliceosomal complex.